Messenger RNA from Daphnia magna, 1932 nucleotides. Its product is annotated as lactosylceramide 4-alpha-galactosyltransferase-like. Gene Ontology annotation, biological process: glycosphingolipid biosynthetic process. Gene Ontology annotation, molecular function: hexosyltransferase activity. The record is from RefSeq and is a predicted model, not a curated record. Lineage: Eukaryota; Metazoa; Arthropoda; Branchiopoda; Diplostraca; Daphniidae. The transcript has 2 exons. Bases 281 to 1333 code for a protein of 350 amino acids.
CACCCUGUUUUCGACAGAAUGGAUUGGCUGGAGGCUGGCUUUAAUUAUGGAUGAUUGACAUCACCAUUUGAAGCCCAUCCUUCCACCUAGACAAGGUUACCAGCGUGAAGCCACUCAUCACUGAUAAGGCAGCGAUUUAUUUUCGUGUGGGAGGACGUCAUGGAAUCAGUACCAGCAGAUUUUUGGCUAGCCACUCGUCAUACAUUCACCAUCCCAGGAUAGAUUUUCAGGUGAAGUAUUCAUAGAUUCAAUUUCAAUAGAACAAUUAGAUCCUCUUAUAAUGCGACUACCAGGAGCGAUAUCAAAAAGAAAAAUUCAACGGCGAUUCCUAUCGGCAUUAAUUAUUCUAAUUGUGGGAGUAAUGGCGCUUCUCCUUAUUUCUUCUCAGCAUGACGAGAAAACUAAACCUGAAAGCAUCACGUCAUUACAUGAACGCGUUGGUAAAUUCAACGGUUUAAACAUUUUCUUUAUCGAGACAUCCGGUCGAUCGUGUCUCACUGCGCGUCAGGCGUGUCGAGUAGAAUCAGCUGCCAGGGCCAAUCCGCACGCCAGCGUAACGCUGUACAUGGAGAAGACGCCGAUUGCGAAUCUCUCCAGCUACAAGAGCGAUAAAGACGAAGUCAAUUGCGUUGUCGCAAAAUUUCUGCUGCAUAGAAUUGAAAACGUGUGGAUCUUGCGGCAAAAUUUGCUGGAUCAUUUGGAAGGCACGCCGCUAUGGGAGUUCUACCGCAGUGGAUUGUUGAACAAAUCGAUUACUCCGCUUGUUCACCGGAGUGAUGCGAUACGAGUGGCGUUGCUUUGGAAGAAUGGAGGCAUUUAUCUCGACCUGGAUUGCAUAGUGAUGCGUCCGCUGGAUAGUCUGAACAACACGGUCGGCACUGUCAGGGAUUUCAUACCCAACUGGAUUGAAAACGGCGUCAUGGCUUUCAAUGCCGGACAUCCAUUUCUCCAUUUCUUGAUGAAAUCUAUGGUUUUGGCCUUCCGGCCGGACAAUUACCUGAGUCUCGGCCCGUCUGCAGUAACUGAAGCCAUCCUCGAUUUUUGUGAUCGGGACGACUUGCCGGCAAACACUUUGUUGCUCUGCUCGCGGAAUUCUUCUCUCUUCAUCCAACCACCUGACUCCUUUUAUGCCAUCGGCAGCGGAAGAGCGGAUGUAUUCUAUCAGCAAACAACCGAUUUAGCCGAUUGGAACAAAUUGAAACAUAGCUUCCUGUCACACAUUUACGAUUCCGGGAGUGGCCGGCCAGUUCCACCCACGUCUUUUUACGCCCAGCUUGCCAGAGAUUACUGCCCGUUUACGUACAGAACGAGUGAAAGUAAUGGCAGCUUCUGACACGACGCUAUUUUCCGAUUUUCGUUUAAACAUUUCAUUACAAGCACAAAGUUUCCAUCCGAUUGACGUCACAAUUUUACGCAGUUUAUCAUUUUUACUCGUUCUCAAGGGUUCUGAGAGGUAUACUUGUUUGAGAAAUCCAAUGUCACAAGUUCGAAUUGUUACAUGCAAAAAUAUCAUGACACGGCAGUCUGAGAAAGCUCUCACCCAGUCAAAGGAAAGCUUGAUCCAUAAGUGGCCAUAAUUAUUAUGAGUGUGGGAUGCUAUAGAAAGACUUUGGACUAACAGGCUUUAAAAAUUCAAGGCCAUGCCGUCCCUACUAAUAAAUUGUGCUUGUCGUACAUAGUACGACGAAAAUAAAUUUCAAAGUAAACAAAUGCAAUGACUGCGAUCUGAUCGGCUGAAGAAAUUCUGUUGGUGAAAGAAGAACUUGACCUGACCACUGUCCUUAGUACAGUCAUCCGCCAAACUAUGCCCGUCUUAGGCAAGUCCUCUUGAUGUAUAAAUUCGUACCUUGUUAACUUGCAUACAACAAGAAACUGCUAUUUUUGUACACUUUUGUAUUUGCACUUUUUGCGAUGUAACCAUGUUGUUUAGGU